Paramecium octaurelia is the source of this 759-nucleotide messenger RNA. NCBI's taxonomy places the organism in Eukaryota, Ciliophora, Oligohymenophorea, Peniculida, Parameciidae. The record is from the annotation of a GenBank genome assembly.
AUGAGUAGAAAUGGCCUUGAAUCGAUUUGUAAUUAAGCCACAAAUUUUUGGAAAUCGCAACUUUUGCCAUAAAAAAAAUAAGUUGAAGAAGUUUCUACUAAUUUUGGUUCAAAUAUCCUCGUUGAAUGCUCUUUUAUUGAAGUUUCAGCUAAAAAAACUGAAGAGUUUCUGUUUCCAUAAGCCCCAAACCCCAGUCAGGUUAACGAAAAAUGUGAGGAAGAACCUCUUUAUACUUAAAAACAUAACUCUUCUUAAAUUGAAAUUGAUGAAAAUUUUGAAGAGGAGGGAUAUGAACUAUCCUGUUCUCAAAGUUAGUGUAGGAGGAAGGAAAAGAAGAAAUCUAGAACUCGAUCAAACAAAUCAAGUAAGAAUUUUCAUUAUAAGAUAAGCUAAGUAAAGAAUAACAAUAAGCCAAGAGGCUUUCAUCAUGGAACAAACUAGAAUGGGAACCAACCUCAAAGACAUAGCUCAUCAAAUUCCUGGGGUGACUAUCAACCAAAUUAAGAGUGUGUUGAUGAAAAAACUAAAAACAUAUAGUAAAAAUAACGAUUUUCAAAGCGAAGAUAUUUCAGAUCUAAUUGAAAGGAUCUCUAAGUUACAACAGUAAUUAUAAUAAUUAAACUUAGGGAAGAAAACAUAGACAAUGCUACGAAAAUAGAGGAGUUAAGACAGCAUAUCCACGCAAUAGAGAAUCACUUGGAUUAGACGAAGAAGUUGAUCUUAUAAAAAUAUAUGAUUUUAUUUCAACAAUAGCAGUGA